AUGUUAAUUAAUUCAUUAGAAGGUGCUAAAGAAAUUGUUAAACAAUUAAAUUCAAAAGAAAAAAUUAAUUAUAUUCGUCAAUUUGCUUAUUUAAUACAUCGUGUCUUCUGUGUACAAUUACAAGAAAGUCAAUGGAAAUAUUAUAAUGAUAUUGGUAUGCAAGAAAAUAUAUGGUAUGGACGUGUUUCAAAAAAAUGGGCUGCUAUGAAUAGUAUGAAUUAUACUUAUGGUCGAUCAAAAACCUUAAUUGAACAACGAUUAAAACCAAUUCAACGACAACUUCAACAAGCAUCACAAGCAUUACAUCAAUUUGCUAAUGAACCGUUACCUCAAUGUCUUUCUGAAAUGAAUCCUCAAUUAGAUUUUACAACAUUAUCAGCAAUGGUUAUAGCUGUUGUACGUAAAGGUCAACAUAAAUAA
This is a messenger RNA of Rotaria sp. Silwood1, 420 nucleotides long. The record is from the annotation of a GenBank genome assembly. NCBI's taxonomy places the organism in Eukaryota, Metazoa, Rotifera, Eurotatoria, Philodinida, Philodinidae.